This is a messenger RNA of Corvus hawaiiensis (hawaiian crow), 1364 nucleotides long. It is a transcript of the gene C17H20orf204, whose product is annotated as chromosome 17 C20orf204 homolog. Bases 46 to 558 code for a protein of 170 amino acids. The transcript has 5 exons. The record is from RefSeq and is a predicted model, not a curated record. Lineage: Eukaryota; Metazoa; Chordata; Aves; Passeriformes; Corvidae.
CCGGGCUCCCCGGGGCCGCCGCAGGGGCCGCGCCCGCGGGGCUCCAUGAUUUUCCCCCGGGUGCUCUCCUGUGCUGUUCUGCUGCUCCUGCUCGUGGCUGUGCUAAGCAGAGGCAGGAGGUGCAGCAUCGCCAAAAUCCUCCGGCAGUACCGCGCUGUCAUCUUCCAUGAGAUCCAGAACCUGAGGAACCUGACUGGGUCGGUGUACAGGAGCGGGAGGGCUGGGCCCGCUUGUCGUUCGGACAAGGACCAGAAGAUCCUGCUGUCCAUCUACAACAUCAGCAUGUCCCUGCGGGAGGUGGGGGCCAGCACCCUGCAGGGCCCUGAGGAGCUGGCAGUCUGGAGGGUGGCCAGGAACACUGAGAUCGUGCUCCGGGAGAACUGCAGGAAAAUCAGCAAGAGCCCACCACACACGGCCCCGGCACAGCCCCGGCGCGGAGGACCCGGCCGCAGGAGGAAGCAGCUGCGGGAGAUCGGCAGGAGGGCGGAGAGGCUGGUGACCUGCUGGGAGAAGCUCAAUGUCCUGCACGCACCCCGCCAAGCACCCUGGGACUCGUAGGGACGCCCUCGCCGCACGCCGGGGGAUGUGCAGCUCCAGCACCGGGGCUGCCAGUGGCUUGUCUGGGGACCUGGGACAAACUCAGCCCUGAGGGCAGAGGGGUUGCUGCCAGCAGGUGCCCAGCUGAAUUCAUCCUUCUGCUCCAAGCGGUGCCCAGGGGCCGGAUCCACCACCCGUGGUUGGGGCUGGCAGGGUGGUUUGCUGUGGGAUGGGUGUGACAGAAAGCUGGAACACCAGAAACACUGGGAAGAAGAAGGGGAAGAACUGAAAAUAGAAGGUGAGGGGUGGAUUCUGCCUUGCUUCUGGCCCUGCAGCACCUGCUGCUCUUUUGGGGACAAUGGGUGUGUUUUGGGGCAGAAAGAGGACAGGUGGGGCCAUGGCUCCGGGGGCUCUGCUGGAAGUGGGACCACAGUCCAUCUGCAAGGCUCUGAGGGUGUUUGGGCUGUGGAUGGGGACAGGUGUCCCUGAGGCACUGCUGGGAUAUGCACCCACAGUGGACAGGGAAGUCAGGGUGCAUCACUGGGCACAUGGGGAAGCCUGGGGAGUUCCAGUACCAAAAAAUCCCAGGCAGGUGCAGGGUCUCGAGGCCAGGCUCAGCCUCGGUGACGGGCAGCACUGUGGAGGGGCCCGGCUGCUUGGCACUGUGGGUGCCCCAGCAGGAAGGGAAUGGUGGGGUGUGAGGUGAGGUGAAGGGCAUCCUCCCUUGUCACUGUGCCCUGCCAGCACCCUGUCUGUGGCCUCCACUGCUCUGUUGGGUGGCAAACAGUCUCUGGGAAGCCAUAAAUAAAACCUCUCCUUCCCUGGAA